Messenger RNA from Brachypodium distachyon (stiff brome), 3946 nucleotides. Its product is annotated as probable LRR receptor-like serine/threonine-protein kinase At3g47570. The record is from RefSeq and is a predicted model, not a curated record. Gene Ontology annotation, molecular function: protein binding; protein kinase activity; ATP binding. Gene Ontology annotation, biological process: protein phosphorylation. The transcript is spliced from 2 exons. Lineage: Eukaryota; Viridiplantae; Streptophyta; Magnoliopsida; Poales; Poaceae. Bases 1 to 3534 code for a protein of 1177 amino acids.
AUGGCGGCCACCUGGUACUCUGCCUUGCUAUUGCUGCUUCUCCUCACAACUGUUGCCACAGAUGGUCAGCCGGUCUCCGUGGCCAAUACUGAGGCUCCAGCCGACGACCAUCUUGCGCUGGUGUCCUUCAAGUCGCUGAUAACCAGCGAUCCGUCAUCGGCGCUGGCCUCAUGGGGUGGCAACCGAUCGGUCCCACUGUGCCAGUGGCGCGGCGUGAUGUGCGGUAUGAAGGGGCACCGUCGUGGACGUGUCGUGGCGCUGGACCUCAGCAACCUUGGCCUUUCUGGUGCCAUUGCCCCUUCACUAGGAAACCUCACCUAUCUGAGAAAGAUCCAGCUUCCCAUGAACCGGCUCUUCGGCACCAUACCAUCGGAGCUUGGCCGUCUCCUCGACCUCAGGCAUGUCAACCUGAGCUACAACUCUCUUGAAGGUGGCAUCCCAGCAUCCCUGUCACAGUGCCAGCACCUUGAGAACAUCAGCCUAGCAUACAACAAUCUCUCGGGAGUGAUACCUCCAGCCAUUGGCGAUUUGCCGAGCCUGCGCCACGUCCAGAUGCAGUACAACAUGCUCUAUGGCACGAUACCUCGCUCAUUAGGCUCAUUACGGGGCCUCAAGGUUCUUCAUGUCUACAACAACAAGCUUACAGGAAGGAUCCCUUCAGAGAUUGGCAACCUCACCAAUCUAGCAAGCCUUAACCUCAACUACAAUCACUUGACAGGUUCAAUUCCUUCUUCUCUUCGUAACCUUCAGAGAAUCCAGAAUUUGCAAGUGAGGGGGAAUCAACUCACAGGGCCGAUUCCGUUGUUCUUUGGAAACCUCUCGGUGUUAACCAUUCUUAAUCUUGGCACCAAUAGAUUUGAAGGGGAGAUUGUGCCAUUGCAAGCACUUUCAUCUCUGUCUGUCCUUAUUUUGCAAGAAAAUAACCUUCACGGGGGCCUCCCUUCCUGGCUAGGAAACCUCUCCUCACUGGUAUACCUAAGCUUGGGAGGAAAUAGCUUAACUGGGACUAUCCCUGAAUCAUUAGGAAACCUUCAGAUGUUAUCUGGUCUUGUUCUCGCUGAGAACAACCUUACCGGUAGCAUUCCUUCCUCCCUUGGAAACCUCCGUGCUCUUUCCGACUUCUAUCUAGACAAGAAUCAGCUCACUGGACAAGUUCCUUCUUCCAUUUUCAAUAUGUCCUCUCUCAGAAUAUUUAAUUUACAGUUCAACCAGCUAACUGGAUCGUUACCGACAAGGAAAGAGGUCAACUUUCCGGCACUUGACAUAUUUAAUGUAGGUGAAAAUAGUUUUCAGGGAGUUAUUCCACCUUGGUUGUGCAACUGUUCUAUGCUUAGCACAAUUGCAGUAGAAGUGAAUAUGAUUUCAGGAACAGUCCCGCCUUGUCUUGGAGUGAUCCAGAAAAGGUUGUCAGUCCUGACCCUUGGACAAAAUCAACUACAGGCAGAUGAAGAUAAUGGUUGGGACUUCAUUUCCAGUUUAACUAAUAGCAGCCAUCUGAAGAUUUUAGAUUUCAGGAUCAACAAAUUUCGAGGCAUGCUACCGAAUUCAGUAGCCAAUCUCUCUACAGAUCUGCAAGCUUUUGACAUAUCUAACAACAUGAUAAGUGGCAAUAUUCCUAAAGGCAUUGGGAAUCUUGUUAAUUUGUCAUAUCUUUUGAUGAACAUCAAUUCUCUCGAGGGUACUAUUCCUUCCUCUCUCGGUAGACUCCAGAUGUUGAGUUACUUGGAUCUUGGAAUGAACAAUCUCUCAGGGCAAAUUCCACGAAGCCUUGGGAACCUUACAUUGUUGAAUAAACUCUAUCUUGGACAUAACUCCCUUAAUGGACCUGUUCCAUCCAGUCUUAGAGGCUGCCCUUUAGAAGUAUUGGAUGUUCAGCACAAUAUGCUCAGUGGUCCAAUUCCAAAGGAAGUCUUUCUCAUAUCAACCUUGUCUAACUUCAUGUACUUCCAAAGCAACUUGUUUAGUGGAUCACUACCAUUGGAGAUCGGUAGCUUGAAACAUAUAACAGACAUUGAUUUAUCUGAUAAUCAAAUUUCUGGUGAGAUUCCUGCCUCUAUUGGUGGUUGUCAAAGCCUGCAGUUCUUGAAGAUACAAAAGAAUUACCUUCAAGGAACAAUCCCGGCGUCAAUGGGGCAGCUCAAAGGCCUUCAAAUACUUGAUCUUUCACGCAACAACUUGUCGGGAGAAAUUCCAGGGUUUCUUGGGAGAAUGAAAGGCCUUGGUAGUUUGAACCUGUCAUUCAACAACUUUGAUGGUGAAGUUCCAAAAGAUGGAAUAUUUCUUGAUUUAAAUGCAAUCACAAUUGAGGGAAAUCAAGGGCUGUGUGGGGGUAUCCCUGGAAUGAAGUUGUCUCCGUGUUCCACCCACACCACCAAGAAACUGUCUUUGAAGGUUAUACUCAUAAUCUCCGUAAGCAGUGCAGUCCUACUGCUUAUUGUCCUUUUCGCAUUGUUUGCUUUCUGGCACAGCUGGAGCAAGCCACAGCAAGCAAACAAAGUCUUGUCGCUCAUUGAUGACUUACAUAUCAGAGUAUCUUAUGUUGAAUUAGCCAAUGCAACAAAUGGUUUUGCUUCUGAGAACCUCAUCGGAGUAGGAAGCUUUGGCUCGGUGUACAAAGGAAGAAUGAUAAUCCAGGCCCAACAUGCCAUUGUUGCUGUGAAAGUGCUUAAUCUCCAACAGCCUGGGGCGUCUCGAAGUUUUGUUGCAGAAUGUGAGACUCUCAGGUGUGUUCGGCAUCGAAACCUUCUGAAGAUCUUGACAGUUUGCUCAAGCAUGGAUUUUCAGAACCACGAUUUCAAGGCCCUUGUGUAUGAGUUCCUACCAAAUGGAAAUUUAGACCAAUGGAUACACAAGCCUCCUGAAGAAAACGGUGAAGAUAAGGUGCUAAAUCUCACCAGAAGGCUCAGCAUCGCCAUUGAUGUGGCUUCUGCACUUGAUUAUCUUCACCAACACAGACCAUUGCCAGUUAUUCACUGUGAUCUCAAGCCAAGCAAUAUUCUCCUGGAUAAUAACAUGGUUGCUCAUGUUGGUGAUUUUGGCCUUGCAAGAGCCCUGCAUCAAGACCAGAGUGAUUUGUUAGAGAAAUCAAGUGGCUGGGCUACAAUGAGAGGAACAGUUGGCUAUGCUGCUCCAGAGUAUGGUUUGGGCAACGAAGUCUCAAUCAUGGGUGAUGUGUAUAGCUAUGGAGUACUAUUGCUGGAGAUGUUUACUGGAAAAAGACCAACAGAUAGCGAGUUUGGAGAAGCUCUAGGUCUUCACAAAUAUGUUCAGAUGGCACUUCCAGACAGAGUUAUCAAUAUUGUGGACCGACAGUUAUUGUCAAAAGACAUGGAUGGAGAAGAAAGAACAUCAAACCCUGACAGAGGAGAAAGAGAAAUUGCUUGCAUCACUUCAGUACUGCAUAUUGGACUUUCAUGUUCAAAGGAGACUCCUACGGACCGAAUGCAAAUUGGAGAUGCUUUGAAAGAGUUGAUGACAAUAAGAGACAAGUUUCGCAUCAACUCUCUUUCCAGUGAUGAAGUGACAAGUAACUGAAGCAUCAGAAGGUCUUCGUGCAUAUGAACACAGUUGUGGCUCUGCAAUAGCCCACUAUAGCCAAAUAAUUUACUCCGUCCGUCCGAUAUUAAGUGACACAAAUUUGCCCAAAUAUGGAUCUAUCUAUACUCAAAAAGCGUCUAGAUACAUGUAAUAGUUCGUCACUUAAUAUGGGAUGGAGGGAGUAUUUUAGUUUUCACAGAUGCAGCAUGCUGCUUUGCCAAAAAGGAAGAAAAAAAGGUGUGUGUAGCUCACCCAUGUGAACUUCAACAUUUCCUCGCUUGGAUACAAAUACAUUUCAAGCUUUCAUAUUAUUUUACUCAUUUGUAGCAUAUUAUUGCCAUUUUAUGUUUUCUAUAAUCACUCCGAGACUUGUGAUGUGCACAGAAAUAAAAAGGUGGUCCUAAUACCA